GUACGGUUUUAUAUUUCUUUGAAUGUUCUUCGUUUAUACUAUACCAACUGGAACGAGACAAUAGAAUAAAAAGGUAACACAAAAAAAAUUUCAAUACAUAUAGUAGGACACGAUUUAACUACUACGCCAAUAUCAGUGUCAAUACGUGGUUUCUACUUGUAGUUCGCUUCGAGCGAAAGCAAUUCAACCUUUCUAAUAGUGUGGAACGAAACAAUGGACAUGAGCCUACAGGUCUCCGGAAGUUCCAGUCCGGAGACCUGUACAUUUAAAUUGAGCAUUAAAUCAUACGCAGAGGAACGACCUUUAGAAAUCUGUAACUAUGAGGAUGUGUUUCAAUUGAAAGUAAAAGAAACCGUAUUCCAUGUUCAUCGUCAGGUGCUGGAAGCUGCUUCAGGUUAUUUUAAAGGUCUUUGCAAUAGUAAAAAUACUACAGAAGGCAGGAAUCAGGAGGUCAAAUUAAAUGAUGUCGAUGUGGAAGUCUUAAAGACUCUAAUUCAUUUUAUGUACACUGGUAACGUGAAAAUUACGGAAGAAAAUGUCUGGGGUCUUCUGCAAUGGUCGGAUUACUUUGGUAUAGAUGGAAUGAAAAAUAAUGUGGUUGACUUCAUCACGAAUAAUAUUACUUGUGAAAAUGUCACAUUAUUUCGCGAGCAAGGGGUGCACUAUGCUGUCGGUUUAGUAACCGCUUGUGACCGAUUUAUUGGCCGCAACUUCUCGGAUCCAGUAUUCCAAUCCCUCAGCUAUGAUCGUGUAAAAGAAGUGUUAGAUAUAAAAUUAAACAGCGAAAGUGAAAUUGAGGAUUGCACUGCAGCCAUUGAAACUUGGGUAAACUUUUGUUGGGAAACAAGAAAAACUUAUAUUCCAGAGCUUAUUAAAUUUCUGACAGAUAACGCUUUCGGAGCAGAGAACCUAAAGUAUAAUACAGAAGAAGGUCGACUUAAAAUUGAGUUUAAAAAUGUUGGUGAUUCUCGUGUCACUCGUGUAACAAAAACAUUGUGUGGUGAACCGCUGCCAGAAUGGUCGAACAUCGAGGAGUCGCAGCGAUAAAAACACUUGAUUUUUAACUUCAUUUAAUGCACUUGAUUUUUAACUUCAUUUAAUGCACUUGAUUUUUAACUUCAUUUAAUGCACUUGACUUUUCAACUUAACAGUACGGUGAAGAGGGGACACCUUUAGCACAUAAUAUCUAAACAACUUGAUCGUGUUUUAAACAAUUAACAACGGUCUAUGGGUGUCAAAGGGAAUACGAUUUUAUAAUUCUUUGAGUUUUCUUUGUUUACUACCAAAAGACACGAAAAACAGUAUAAAAAGUGUCUUAUCUCCUCCAGCCUACUAU
This is a messenger RNA of Ciona intestinalis (vase tunicate), 1336 nucleotides long. RefSeq names its product kelch-like protein 8. Lineage: Eukaryota; Metazoa; Chordata; Ascidiacea; Phlebobranchia; Cionidae. Gene Ontology annotation, molecular function: protein binding. The record is from RefSeq and is a predicted model, not a curated record.